AAGAGAAAGUACUUUUCUUUCCAGAGAGCUGGAGAGAGAAUCCACCGGAACUGCCCACUGCUGAGUUGUCACUGUGGAGAUGGAGCUGAAGAUCUCCAGGGAGGAAGAGGGCGAAUGAGGGAGUUGACGGAUGAACUGAAGAUAGCCCAGGGAGACGAGAUUGGGAAGCAGAUGUAAGGACAGCACACGGCAACGCGAAGAAGAGCAUGGUCUGGCUGCAUUCGACCUCAUGGGAAGAAGAAUCAGCACUGAGGACACUGCACACCACCUCAAUCACGAGCCAGCCAUUCUCCAAGAGUAUCUCAACCACGCAGAAACCAUUCUGGCGAUUGCUCGAAAUGACAAAUACUGGCUGCGUUGGGCUGGACACUGCAAGAAGGCGUACUUCCAGGUAGUCCAUGCAGCCGUCCAGGAUAUCACAAUCCCUGUCUCUGUGCUGGUUUUUAACCUGUCUGAAGCAUACUUUAUCCAGACACAAGGCCACGAAAGCAACCCUACCAGACCCUCGACUGAGCUCGCGCAUUUACUGGCCAAGUCCACACGGCCAGACUUGGCAACCUGGAUGGAUCGGUUGCUCAAGUCGCUGCUGGCCUCGGGGUUGGCGGGUUACGACCAACAUAACCCGCUUUAUAUCCUCACAGGCAAGCAAAGCCGCAAGUUUGGCGUCGAGCAGGGUUCCUCCUGGGCGUUGGCUGGUGCCGUGGGACUAGAAAAUGUCAAAGUCAGCCAUGAUAUCCUCAUGGAAGAGGUCAAAAGGGUGUUUCUGGCGGCGCUGAUUGAGAAGUAUCAAUGA
This is a messenger RNA of Aspergillus wentii DTO 134E9, 793 nucleotides long. RefSeq lists its product as uncharacterized. The record is from RefSeq and is a predicted model, not a curated record. The transcript has 2 exons. The coding region runs from base 230 to 793 and encodes 187 amino acids. Lineage: Eukaryota; Fungi; Ascomycota; Eurotiomycetes; Eurotiales; Aspergillaceae.